CCUGGUGAAAGACAGACUGCGGGGCGCCUGGAAACCGGUCGGAGGGCGCGCGAGGGAGAGCAGAGCGAGCGAGUUGAGGGAUUGACACAAAUGGUCAGGCGGCGGCGGCGGAGGAGGAGGCGGAGGCUCAGGGGGGAGCCGAGGCUGCUGGGUUGCCGAGAGUUGCGCGCUCUACCCGGCCGCCGCCACUAGCGCGGCGCCGCUUGCCAGGAGCCAGCUAGCCGAGGGCCAGGAAGGCGGGACGCGACCCUCGGCGCGCCCGAGCCACCCGGGCUCUCCCCGCAGCCCGCGCUUCAUGAAUCGCAAGUUUCCGCGGCGGCGGCGGCUGCGGGACGCGGAGCGGGAGCCGGGGGAGCGGGCCGAGCACGGCUCGGGCUCGACGGAGGGCACCGGCGGGGAAGAGAUCGCCCCGGCCGCAGGGGGAGCAUCCUCCAGCCGCGCCACAGCCAGCUUCAGCCGAGCGGCGCCAAGAAAGGAGCCGAGAAAGUAUGGCUGAGGAGGAGGCGCCUAAGAAGUCCCGAGCCGCCGGGGGCGGCGGCGGCGGCGGGAGCUGGGAACUUUGUGCCGGGGCGCUCCGCACUGUACCGGCAGCGGAGGGGAGCGGGGACGCGGGCAGCCGCCGCCGCCCCCCGGCUGACUCCCGGCGCUUGGCGCGCCGGCUACUACUACUGCUUUGGCUGCUGGAGGCUCCGCUGCUGCUGGGGGUCCGGGCGCAGGCGGCCGGCCAGGGGCCCGGGCCGGGGCAGCAGCCCCCGCCGCCUCAGCAACAGCAGAGCGGGCAGCAGUACAACGGCGAGCGGGGCAUCUCUAUACCGGACCACGGUUACUGCCAGCCCAUUUCCAUCCCCCUGUGCACCGACAUCGCGUACAAUCAGACCAUCAUGCCCAACCUGCUGGGCCACACGAACCAGGAGGAUGCGGGCCUCGAGGUGCACCAGUUCUACCCGCUGGUGAAGGUGCAGUGCUCCGCCGAGCUCAAGUUUUUCCUGUGCUCCAUGUACGCGCCCGUGUGCACCGUGCUGGAGCAGGCUCUGCCGCCCUGCCGCUCGCUGUGCGAGCGCGCGCGCCAGGGCUGCGAGGCGCUCAUGAACAAGUUCGGCUUCCAGUGGCCCGACACGCUCAAGUGCGAGAAGUUCCCGGUGCACGGCGCCGGCGAGCUGUGCGUGGGCCAGAACACGUCGGACAAGGGCACCCCGACGCCCUCACUGCUGCCCGAGUUCUGGACUAGCAACCCCCAGCACGGCGGCGGAGGGCACCGGGGCGGCGGCUUCGCGGGGGGCGCCGGCGCUUCGGAGCGAGGCAAGUUCUCGUGCCCGCGCGCCCUCAAGGUGCCCUCCUACCUCAACUACCACUUCCUGGGGGAGAAGGACUGCGGCGCCCCCUGCGAGCCGACCAAGGUGUACGGGCUCAUGUACUUCGGGCCCGAGGAGCUGCGCUUCUCACGCACCUGGAUCGGCAUCUGGUCAGUGCUGUGCUGCGCCUCCACGCUCUUCACCGUGCUCACCUACCUGGUGGACAUGCGGCGCUUCAGCUACCCUGAGCGGCCCAUCAUCUUCCUGUCGGGCUGCUACACGGCGGUGGCCGUGGCCUACAUUGCCGGCUUCCUGCUGGAGGACCGGGUGGUGUGUAACGACAAGUUCGCGGAGGACGGGGCGCGCACCGUGGCGCAGGGCACCAAGAAGGAGGGCUGCACCAUUCUCUUCAUGAUGCUCUACUUCUUCAGCAUGGCCAGCUCCAUCUGGUGGGUGAUCCUGUCGCUCACCUGGUUCCUGGCAGCCGGCAUGAAGUGGGGCCACGAAGCUAUCGAGGCGAACUCGCAGUAUUUUCACCUGGCCGCCUGGGCCGUGCCGGCCAUCAAGACCAUCACCAUUCUGGCGCUGGGCCAGGUGGACGGCGAUGUGCUAAGCGGGGUGUGCUUCGUGGGGCUCAACAACGUGGACGCUCUGCGCGGCUUCGUGCUGGCGCCCCUCUUCGUGUACCUGUUCAUCGGCACGUCGUUCCUCCUGGCCGGCUUCGUGUCCCUCUUCCGCAUUCGCACCAUCAUGAAGCACGACGGCACCAAGACCGAGAAGCUGGAGAAGCUCAUGGUGCGCAUUGGCGUCUUCAGCGUUCUCUACACCGUGCCGGCCACCAUCGUCAUCGCCUGCUACUUCUACGAGCAGGCCUUCCGGGACCAGUGGGAGCGCAGCUGGGUGGCCCAGAGCUGCAAGAGCUAUGCCAUCCCCUGCCCCCACCUCCAGGCGGGCGGCGCCCCACCGCACCCGCCCAUGAGCCCCGACUUCACAGUCUUCAUGAUCAAGUACCUUAUGACCCUCAUCGUGGGCAUCACGUCAGGCUUCUGGAUCUGGUCCGGCAAGACCCUCAACUCCUGGAGGAAGUUCUACACUCGGCUUACCAACAGCAAACAGGGGGAGACCACCGUCUGAGACCGGGGACUCAGCCGGUCGCCAGCCCUCGGCCUGGUCCCAGCCCCGCUGGCCCUAUGGAAUCCUGGCCAAAUCUGGCUACUCUCCCUAGCCAUUCACUGCUUUUAACAAGGCUCCUGCAAAAGCUUCUGUCCCCAGGGGCACAGGGACCCGAGGGCCCAACUGCCAGAGGCGGGGGGAUGCACAGACCUUUCUUGCUCUGGUACCAGGACUGUACGCUUUUAUGACUUGUAAAUAGCCUGUGUAAGAUUUUUGUAAGUAUAUUUGUAUUUAAAUGACCGUUCACGCGUUUUUCUUUUACUCUCCUUGUUUGUUUGUUUAAUUUUAAUUAUUUCGGGCGGUUUGACCAUUUUUCCUUCUAGCCCUUUUCAGAGCAGCACAGAGAGAAAACCACAGCGCAGCACUCGGAGCUUCUGCGGGUGCUGGCGCGCCCCUCCCUGCAGCGGGUGGGGAGCGCCUGGGCCGCGCCGCCUUCCCCGCUCCUUUCUGCUCCCUCCCUCCCUUUCUUUGCUAGGGUCCGGACUCUUUCAGGUACAGAAAUCCACAAAGCUUCCACACCGGAAGGUGGGCCCCGGCCGAUCCCAAGUCUGCUCUUGUCCGGAGCCAAAUUGCCAAGACAGGCCCUUAGACUAUCCGAAGCUGAAAUUUUCACUGUCCAGAACCUUCCCCGGCUUCUAGGAGGCCCACGGAUGUGGGCAGGGGCAGCCCUGGGCUCCUUGGCUCAGGCCUCCAACGCCCAGACACUCCCUCCUUCCAACUAAGUUGGUUAGAGGGUGAGUGGGGUAACCAAUGCCAAACUUUUUUAAGUCUCAUUUUUGGUGGAUGAGCUCAUUUCAUUCUCUAGCGUCUAAAACCUGGUAUGGGUUUGGCCAGCGUCAUGGAAAGAUGUGGUUACUGAGAUUUGGGGAAGAGGCAUGGAGCUUUGUGUGGGUUGGGAGAGACAAUUCUAAUUGCAUACGGAUGCCUGGCAAACUGCCUCUUAAGAUUGAGAGCACCCCUGUUUAGAUUUACCUUUCUGAAAAGUGGAAACACUAGGUCACCUGGAAAGCUUUGUUAAGGAGCUAAUGAUCUUGGCUUUCCUUAACAGGAGAGCAAGACCGUAAACUUGAAGGAGAUUUCAGUGUAAUGGAUGUCCUCAAAAUGAAGUGGUACUUUCUUAUUUUCAAUCAAAUAAUAAUUAGACAUAUGUCAGAAAGUUUAAAAUGUACAUUGUACACUUGUACAUUGUAACAUAUUAUUAUGAUUAUUAUUCAACAACACAUUCUGAGGGAGGAACAAUCCACAUCACUACUAAUAACCUGGUAAGAUUCCAGGAAGUAAAGGAGGUGGAAUAAUUGAUGGGAUUAGCCACCGAAAUAAACAAAAUAUGGGCAUGUAUGCUAAGGGGAGAAUGUGUGCUGCGGGUCUACUGCACUAAAUCCUGUGUGUUCCUUUUUGGAUUUACAGAAAUGUGCCCAAUGUAAUCUUUCAAAGCCAUUGAAAAAUAUUCACUUUAGUUCUCUGUGAAAAAGAGGAGAAAAGCAAUCUUCCUGAUUGUAUUGUUUUAAACUUUUAAGAGUUUUAUCAAAAUGCCCGUACUUAGGACAUAAAUCUAUGUCUGUCAUACCCUAAAAUGACAAUGCUCGUUGAAUUUGGUAUGCAUUUAUUCUGUUCACUAUCACAAAAUCAUCUAUAUUUAUAGAGGAAUAGAAGUUUAUAUAUAUAUAUAAUACCAUAUUUUUAAUUUCACAAAUAAAAAAAAUCAAAGUUUUGUACAAAA
Messenger RNA from Bubalus bubalis (water buffalo), 4185 nucleotides. RefSeq names its product frizzled class receptor 1 (gene FZD1). The transcript has a single exon. Gene Ontology annotation, biological process: canonical Wnt signaling pathway; non-canonical Wnt signaling pathway. Lineage: Eukaryota; Metazoa; Chordata; Mammalia; Artiodactyla; Bovidae. Bases 489 to 2426 code for a protein of 645 amino acids. The record is from RefSeq and is a predicted model, not a curated record. Gene Ontology annotation, cellular component: plasma membrane. Gene Ontology annotation, molecular function: Wnt-protein binding; Wnt receptor activity.